This is a messenger RNA of Esox lucius (northern pike), 1100 nucleotides long. RefSeq names its product lipopolysaccharide-induced tumor necrosis factor-alpha factor. NCBI's taxonomy places the organism in Eukaryota, Metazoa, Chordata, Actinopteri, Esociformes, Esocidae. Bases 121 to 531 code for a protein of 136 amino acids. The transcript is spliced from 5 exons. Gene Ontology annotation, molecular function: zinc ion binding. The record is from RefSeq and is a predicted model, not a curated record.
AGCCGAAGGUGCCUACAGGUGUGAGUGAAUGGCCUGUCUAUUUAAGAGGCUUUGGCGUUGGUAUAUUGUUUUCUCGGUGAAGAGAAGUGUGCUGCAUCGGUUGGGCGCGAGUGGUUAAGUAUGAUGAAAUCUCAGCAGAACGGACCUUCCCAGGAUAUGCCGUGUCCCCCCUACCCAGGCGCUCCAGUAGGCUAUGGCUUCCAGGCAGGCACACCGACCGUCGUGUGUUCACCGGCCCCGCUGGACGGCAUGGUUCCUGGGUGCAGUCCCUACGUGACCCAGGUGGUGGUGUUACAGCAGCCGCUGCCGACAGAAGUGGGCGGCCCGAUGACGUGUCCUGAGUGUCAGGUCCAGGUCCUCACCAACACCACACACCAGAACGGGAAGUUUACCUGGUUCCUGUGCGGUAUCCUUGGGAUCCUCCUAAUCUGGCCUUGCUGUUUGAUUCCGUUCUGCGUCGCAUCCUGUAAGGACGUAGCGCAUCAGUGCCCCAACUGCAAGAGGGUGAUCCACGUCCACAAACGCAUGUGAACGGUCCUGUGUGGACGACAUGCUGUCAAUGUACUGUACAGAGCUAUACGUGCAGUGGGCUUGCCCAGUUGUCACGCUGACUAUAAUGUAAUUGUCCUGUGUCAUUCCUUCAGCCUUUUUGGGAAACCUGUUUUUCUAUGUUCUGGUGGGUUGUGACUGUUCCGCUAUUAUUAUCACUAGGUAUUUUUAGUUCUGCACUACACAAUGGAUUGUGAAGUACAUUUUUGCAACUAUGAAUUGCUCUUUUAGAUUAUAAAUAUUUAGCAUGGUUAAUGAUGGCCCUCUUAAGCCAUUAGACUGGGGAUGGUUGUCACACUUGUAAUUAGUGUAUUUAUCAGCACCUGUAUUUAUACCAAACUAUUGAAUGUUAGGAAAGAACAUGGUUUAAAUGGCAUCACUCCUACUGUUUACUUGGACAGCCAUGGCUGGAUUGGUUUCAUGUAGUUUUGGGUUGUCUGUUAGUGUUUGUAUUUUUGUUGUUCUAUGUACAAUGUUUUAGGAAGUCUAAACUAUUUGCUUUGAAAUUGUGUAACCCAAAUUCUGGGAAAAUUAAAUGUUUUAAAUUUGCA